AAUGCUAGCAGCUGUCGUCACUUUUGUGCCUUUUUGUGGUUUUUGUAAAUAAAUAGUGGUUGUGAUCAACAUUAAAAAUGCAAAACUUGUACGUGUAUUGCAAAAUACGUCCUACAUUAUGCGAUUGAUAAUUUAAUGUUUAAUAUGCAGAGAAUAUUUUUAGAUUAAAGUAUACCAUCUGUAAGAUUGAGCAGAAAAAUGUCUAACUCAGAAUCCGGUGUUGGUUGUGUUAGUGAGGUAACACUUGCUAUUAGUAAAGCAAAAAAUUUACAAGGUGGAUCACUUCGAGCUUUAGAUAGUCCUGAUUCUGAUUUAUCGGGACAUUCAAAUUCGUUUACAGUACAAAGCUUUAAUUAUCCGGAAGAAGCGAAUUUAAAUGGUAAUCCAGAAUCAUUUCAAGGACCAGUUUUGACUGAAGACUUAAGAAUACCAAUUGUUGGAUACGAAGUUAUGGAAGAGAGGGCCAGAUUUACAGUUUACAAAUUAAGAGUAGAAUUAAAAGGUGGAGAUUGUUGGUUCGUUUUUCGUCGUUACACUGAUUUUGUUCGAUUGAUGACACAAUUACGAAGACAAAAAAUUCCAAUAGCUCAUUUAACAUUACCUCGUAAAAAAUGGUUGGGUGAUAAUUUUGCUCCGAGUUUUCUUGAAGAACGAAUACGUGGUCUUCAGACUUUUGUUAAUGGAUUAUUAAGUUCAUCGGAACUUUUAUUGGCUCCAUGUGUUCGAGAAUUUUUUUGCCUUGAUGAGCCUCCAACAUUGUCCGACACUGUCGAAGAAUCGAGAGCUAUUUUUGAAGCUCUAGAGGAUACAAUAUAUCAAUUGAGACAACAGUUGAGAGAAAAAGAGGCUGCCCUUGCUUUAGAGACGAAUCUCAAUAACGAACUUCGAAAUAAUUUUCAAAAAUUGUUACAAGAAGCAAAAUUAUGUUCAAAAUGCAAUGAACCAAUUUAAAAAAAAUCACAAGACGUCUUCUUAUUUGAUUAUCAAGAAAGCGAUAACUAAAGGUCAUUAGACGAAAAUUUCAACCUUGAGCAACAAAGCCAACAAGCGUGAGACAACAGAAUGAAUGUGAGUGUGACUAUUUUAUUAAUAUAUUUAAAUAUAAAGAACAAUCACUAAAAAAUUAAUAUUUUUCUUGCAAAAAAAAAGAAGAAAAAAAAAAUAGAACGAUGUAAAUAUUAUAUUUUUUAUGAUAAAAAUUCUCAUCGUAUUAUAAGAAUCCAAAUGAUAUUGAUUACGAUCUGUAAAUAUAUUUCUGAAAAUUGUUUUUAGAAUUUAUGACAAUUCUAAAAACGAAGAGAAAAGAAAGUGAGAAAGAACAAUAAUUUCUUUGUAAAUCAAGAGAAAAAAAAUUUUCAAAAGAUUUUCUUUACGAUUUCAUUUUAGAUGAUACUUAAAGGUAAUUGCUACAGUUUGUAGAUAAGCCGUGGCCUUUAAUAAUAUUACUAAGCAAUUAAAAAAAAAAUUGCGUUUAAAUUGUUUCAAUAUACAAUUUUUCUAAAAACUAUUUUUUAAACAAACGAUUUUGUAAACAAUUAAUAACUUAUAUUUUAAAAUGCAAAAGUUAUGUAAACGUUUUUAAAAAAUUUAAAUUAGAAGACUGAUAAUUGAAAACUUGUAAAAUGGGAUCUUCGUUAGACUAAUAAGACUUUUGAAAUUAAAUUUUAUUUUUAUUUUUUUUUCAACUAAAAAUUUUAAAAUUGCUGUAGAAGAAAAGGGAAAAAUGGAAAUUUUUUU
Molecule: messenger RNA, 1737 nt
Organism: Leptopilina heterotoma
Lineage: Eukaryota; Metazoa; Arthropoda; Insecta; Hymenoptera; Figitidae
Gene: Snx16
Product: sorting nexin-16
Exons: 5
Coding region: 199-951 (250 amino acids)
Biological process (GO): endosome to lysosome transport; early endosome to late endosome transport; protein targeting to lysosome
Cellular component (GO): early endosome; late endosome; extrinsic component of endosome membrane
Molecular function (GO): phosphatidylinositol binding
Source: RefSeq, a predicted model, not a curated record